Messenger RNA from Ceratotherium simum simum (southern white rhinoceros), 3079 nucleotides. Lineage: Eukaryota; Metazoa; Chordata; Mammalia; Perissodactyla; Rhinocerotidae. The record is from RefSeq and is a predicted model, not a curated record.
CAGGGAAGCAGAGGAGAGGUCACUCCAGGGAAGCCCAGCUCCAGCUCUUCUGGCCCCAACUCCAGCAGCCCCCAAGGACUCAUGAAGGGAGACAAGCAUGAGGAGCAGGGGCUGGGCUCUGAACCCACGGCCCCCCAGCAGCCCACAGAGGAGGAGGAGGCCCUGAUCGAGUUCCACCGCUCCUACCGAGAGCUCUUUGAGUUCUUCUGCAACCACACCACCAUCCAUGGCGCCAUCCGCCUGGUGUGCUCCCAGCACAACCGCAUGAAGACGGCCUUCUGGGCUGUGCUCUGGCUCUGCACCUUCGGCAUGAUGUACUGGCAGUUCGGCCUGCUGUUCGGAGAGUACUUCAGCUACCCCGUCAGCCUCAACAUCAACCUCAACUCGGACAAGCUCGUCUUCCCUGCAGUUACCGUCUGCACCCUCAAUCCCUACAGGUACUCGAAAAUUAAAGAUGAACUGGAGGAACUGGACCGCAUCACAGAGCAGACGCUCUACGACCUGUACAAAUACAACUCCUCCAACACCCUCGUGGAACAUCCCCGCGGCCGUCGCGACCUCAGGGAGACCCUGCCGCACCCCCUGCAGCGCCUGCGGGGCCCGGCCCCGCCUCAAGAGGCCCGCAGAGCCCGCAGCGCGGCCUCCAGCGUGCGGGACAACAACCCCCAAGUGAACAGGAAGGACUGGAAGAUCGGCUUCCAACUGUGCAACCAGAACAAAUCGGACUGCUUCUACCAGACAUACUCGUCAGGGGUGGAUGCAGUGAGGGAGUGGUACCGCUUCCACUACAUCAACAUUCUUUCGCGACUGCCUGCGGACACCUCUCUAUCCCUAGAGGAGGACGAAGUGGACAACUUCAUCUUCGCCUGCCGCUUCAAUCAAGUCUCCUGCAACCAGGCGAAUUACUCUCACUUCCACCACCCGAUGUAUGGGAACUGCUACACUUUCAAUGACAAGAACAACUCCAACCUCUGGAUGUCUUCUAUGCCUGGGAUCAACAAUGGUCUGUCCCUGACGCUGCGCACAGAGCAGAAUGACUUCAUCCCCCUGCUGUCCACAGUGACCGGGGCCAGGGUAAUGGUCCACGGGCAGGAUGAGCCUGCCUUUAUGGAUGAUGGCGGCUUUAACUUGCGGCCUGGUGUGGAGACCUCCAUCAGCAUGAGGAAGGAAGCCCUGGACAGACUUGGGGGCAACUAUGGUGACUGCACCAAGAAUGGCAGCGACAUCCCUGUCCAGAACCUUUACCAGUCCAAGUAUACACAGCAGGUGUGCAUUCACUCCUGCUUCCAGGAGAGCAUGAUCAAGGAGUGUGGCUGUGCCUACAUCUUCUAUCCGCGGCCCCUGGGUGUGGAGUUCUGUGACUACAGGAAGCAUAAUUCCUGGGGCUACUGUUACUAUAAGCUCCAGGAUGCCUUCUCGUCAGACCGCCUGGGCUGUUUCACCAAGUGCCGGAAGCCAUGCAGUGUGACCAGCUACCAGCUCUCUGCCGGUUAUUCACGAUGGCCCUCAGUCACAUCCCAGGACUGGAUCUUCCGGAUGCUCUCCCUACAGAACAAUUACACCAUCAACAACAAAAGAAAUGGAGUUGCCAAACUCAACAUCUUCUUCGAGGAGCUAAACUACAAAACCAGUUCUGAGUCUCCCUCUGUCACGAUGGUCACCCUUCUGUCCAACCUGGGCAGCCAGUGGAGCCUGUGGUUCGGCUCCUCGGUGCUGUCGGUGGUGGAGAUGGCCGAGCUCAUCUUUGACCUCGUGGUCAUCACAUGCCUCAUGCUGCUCCGGAGGUUCCGAAGCCGAUACUGGUCUCCAGGGCGAGGGCGCAGGGGUGCCCAGGAGGUGGCCUCCACUCCAGCUUCCUCCCUCCCCUCCCAUUUCUGCCCAUACCCUGCAUCCCCCUCCUCAUCCCCACCAGGCCCUGCUGCCUCCUCGGCCUUGACAGCCCCUCCACCUGCCUAUGCCACCCUGAGCCCCUGCCCAUCUCGUUCCGGCUCGGUGGGGUCCAGCUCCACUGCCUGUACUCCCAGGGAGCCCUGAGGGGGAAGGAGAAUGUCCCCCUGGAAGGCAGGCGCUUCCCCUGUGGGAGGCGACCAGCCUUGACAGGAUUAAAGAAUGUCUUGGGCCUCCUCUCAGAGCUGCCCAACUGCCUUUGGUCUGGGGGAGGGAAGCAGGAUGAUGAGGGGCCACAGAAAUUGCCUGGAGAACAGGGCCCAAGGAAGCUGCCCAGAAUUGACCUGGCUCCUGCCCUGUAGCCCCUGGUCCUGCCUCUAGAACACUCUGGUUUCCCCUCCCAAGUGCAGACAAGAAAAGUCUCCUUUUCCCUUGGAUCAGCCAAGCCAAACUUGGACCUUUGACAAGGAACUUUCCUAGGAAACAACUGAUGAUUAGAACAAAACAAACAAGGGCACACAAAGGCAUGCGCAGGUCUCCUACCCAGAGAGGACUGAAGCCAGCCCCACACUGGCCUGGCCACACUGCUUUCCAGUGACACAGACAUGUGCUCCUUUUCUUGAACUUGGGUGGGGAACCCCACCUGAAAGCCCCCUUGGUUAGUUCUUGGGCAGUUCUCCCUCCCUGACACCCCAGGGCAGGGGCUGGAGCAGAGCAAUGUAGUAAAGGCUUGGCCAUUCCCGGUCGGCCCCAGGACUCUUCUAGCCUCAUCUACCCCAUGCCCGCACAGAGCCACACCCCAGUGCCUCUGCCCUGUGUCUUUCAUGCUUCUGCAUAUUUGCUCAAACUAUUUCCUCAGCUGGAAGUUUCCCCUACCAUCUGCUGGAGAACUCCUAUGCAUCCCUUAGAACCCUGAUCAGACACCACUACUCCUUUGAAAGCUUCUGCCCCAUCCUGUCUUCUCCGGAAUUGAUCACUCCCUUCUCCUCUGGGCUCAUGUAGCACACCAUAACAUCUACUGGAGUGUUGAUGUUGCAUUACACUUUCUUGUUCAUUUGUGUCUGCCUCCUCAACUAGACUGUGAGCUCCUUGUAGUCAGGGACUGAGUCUUGUUCAUUUAUGUAUCCUCAGGGUCUAGCCCAGUGUCCUGCUUGGAGCAAGUAGGCAGGUAUUCAAUAAAUGUUUUUUGCAU